Molecule: messenger RNA, 729 nt
Organism: Lachnellula hyalina
Lineage: Eukaryota; Fungi; Ascomycota; Leotiomycetes; Helotiales; Lachnaceae
Exons: 5
Coding region: 1-729 (242 amino acids)
Source: RefSeq, a predicted model, not a curated record
AUGGCUUCUUUUGAGGACACGCAAAAGACUUCUAAAGAGAUACAGGAACUUCUCGAGACACUGGAAAAAGAGUUUCCUAGAGGCGUUGGAGAUGAAAAAUGGUACCUCCUGGCGGUUUCUGCACUCACUGGAGCUGGGAUGACAGAGAUUUCGGCCGAUGUAUACACCUACCUCAUAAAUCAGACCCAGUACUCGACCGCGGAGUCUAGAAAGGGGCUGAUAAGAAGGCUUAGAGAGGCUCUCAUCAAGCUUGUUGCGAUUGUUGGAGUUUGCAGACCACUCGAAGCAAUUUUCAGUAUCGAUGCGGUACAGAUGGAAGAGGACAAGGACUUUUCAUUCUCCCGUGAGAACUGGAAGUCCGGAGCCGAGAAUAUUGCACGAGGAGCCGCAUGGGAGCAAAGAAUCUAUCAGUCGAAUAUAGAUGAGUAUGACAACAAACUGGUAGCACAUAAGGAUUUUGCGUGGAUUGGAUCUGAAAUCGUAUACGGUCUUUUACUUUCGGAUCAUACUAUUUUAAGCGACGUAGAUACGGAACUGGUGGUUCUGACAGGGAUAAUGAUACAGAACUUGAAAAACGAGACGCAUUGGCAUUUGAGGGGGAUGAGAAGAUUGGGAGUGAGCCUCAACGACGUGGAGGGUAUACAUAAAUGCAUCGAAUUGAUUGCAAAUUUUGCUGGUGUGAAGGUCAAUAGAGUUCCUAGAGUCUCUGAUAUUGAACACGAAGUCUAG